CGUGUUAUUAAACGUUUUUUUUUAAAAAAUAAGAGGGAGAUUUGUAAUGGAAAAAGAAGAAGGAUCAUAUGAGUUAUUACGAGAAAAUGCAACACCAGAAUUAAUGGAUGAAAGUUCGAAAAAAGGAUAUAUUAGAAAGAAAAGAGGGUCAAUUGAUGAGCUUUCUGCGUAUAUCGAUGAUUCAUAUAUAGAAAAAUCGAUGCAGGACAAUUCAUCAAAGCAUACUAGUUCAGGGAAUACGCCGAUACCAUAUCCGGGGGUUUUAGAUUCUAAAUCAUCAUGUGGGAAUAUUUCAUUAUUUUCAGAGACAAGUGUUCAUAAUGAGCCACAUAAAUCAUCUACAGUAGAAAAUAUAUAUAAUGAGGAAUAUGAUGAAAUAGAUGAGAAUUUUGAGGAUAGAUAUUAUAAUGAAAAUGAACAGCAUUAUUCGCAUGAUUAUGAUGAGGAAGCAUCGGAUAUUUUUGAUCAAGGGAAUUUCCAAGAUUCGUUGCAUAGUGCGUUAACAGGAGUAUUUUCAGGAAUUGCAUCACGAUUCAAGAUUAUUCUUAGUAGUUUGAAGCAAAAAGAGGAUCCAUCUGCUCAACUUAUUGCACUUCAGGGAUUAUCAGAAUUAUUGAUUGUAUCUACAGAAGAUACUCUUAAUGGUUAUUUUUCUGCGGAUUUGUUUAUAAAAGAGCUCGUUUCUAUUAUGAAGACAGGUGGUAAUGGGUUUUCUGAGCAAAAUCCAGAGAUAAUGCUUCUUGCAUGUCGAUGUCUAGCAAAUUUGAUGGAAGCGUUACCUUCUUCUAUUCCUAAUGUUGUUUAUGGAGGAGCGAUUUCUAUAUUAUGUCAAAAGUUGUUGGAAAUACAGUAUAUUGAUCUUGCUGAGCAGGCACUUAGUACUCUUGAAAAAAUUUCAACUGAAUACCCAACAGCUAUUGUAAGAGAUGGUGGUUUGACAGCAUGUCUUACUUAUUUUGAUUUUUUUUCUACAAAUGUGCAAAGAACUGCUAUUGCUAUUGCUGCAAAUUGCUGUAGAAAUAUCCCUCUUGAAUGUUUUGCUACAGCGCGUGAUGUCAUGUCUAUGUUACAAAAUAUUAUUGGAAAUAAUGAUAGGAAAGUUAUGGAGCGAGCAUGUCUUUGCGUUACACGUAUCGUAGAAAGUUUUCGACAUCAUCCUGAUAAGCUUGAACAACUAUUGUCAAACGAUGUAUUACAAAUAAUUAUGUCCGUUUUGUCAAAUGCAUCUGCUAAUGCUGUUUCUUUGUAUACUCAUACUCAAUUUUUGCGAGUUUUAGGAAUUGCUGCAAAAGCUUCGCCUAAUUUAUCUGUUGCUAUACUUAAGCUCAAAGUCGUUGAAACCAUCUAUUAUAUUCUUAUUGGAAGAUUCCCUGUUGAUGAUGUUAAUUGUACAGAAGGGGAUAUUACAGAUACUUUAUAUAUUCUUAUUCAUCGACCAAGAGAACAUAUUUACGAAAUAUUAAAUCUAAUGUCUGAACUCUUACCUAAUCUUCCUAGAGAUGAUGAGAUGUUUAGUGCAUGUAUUUCGGAAAAUUCUCAAUUGCAAAUAUCAUCAAAAUCUGCAAAACAUAAAAUGUUGGAUGAACAACGUUUUCGGCUUUUAGAAGAUUGUCAAGAAGAGAUGAAGCAUUUUUCUAAAAUUAUGAUGCCUGUUCUCGUUGAUAUUUAUCAUAGUGCGAUUAAUAUUAAUGUUCGCAGAAGAGUUAUGAUUAUACUUUUGAAAAUUGUCGUUAAUUUAAAGGAAAAUGUUCUUUAUGAGUCUGUAAAGCAUUCUCGAUUUUCUUUUUUUUUAGCAACAGUACUUUCUCAACAUGAAUAUCCUUCCCUUGUUUUAGGAGCAUUGCAAUUAUCUGAGCUUCUGUUGAAACGUCUUUCUAAUGUAUAUCUUCAAAUAUUUGCACGAGAAGGCAUAAUACAAUCAGUUCAUGAAAUUUCUAAUUUUUCUCUUGAAGAGAUUAAUUUGAAGAAUCUUAACUCCAAUAAAGCAUUUUCGUUUUAUACUUCAUCUGUUUCUAAUAAAAUACCUGCUUCGGAUUUUCUUUUAGUUUUAGUAAAAAGAGCAAAAUCAUUUAUUUCAAUUUAUGAGAAAUGUGAAAAUAAGUCGCUUGUAUGUCAAGGGGCUUCAGAUAUUAUGUUUAAGUUAACGUUUCUUGCUAAAAGGAUCAAAAAUCAUAUAAAAAUUCGUAGUACUUAUAGGAAAUUAUCCAGAUAUUUUGUUUCUAAUGAUUCUACCAUCACAAGUUAUGAAAUUUUGAGCUCUGGGCUUCUAGCGUCUCUUCUUGAUUCAUUAACUGAUCCUAAUGUUGAAGUUAGACAGUCCUCUCGGAAAGCAUUUCUUCGAUCUUUUUUGAUUAAUACUCUUGAUACGUCAGUGGUUUUGGGGAGUAAUUCUUUUAAUUCUCCGUUUUCCGUUUUAGUACAAAAACUUCAUGAAUCCCUUAGUCGUAAUGAAGAUCUUGAAGUAAUAACUGUUCAUGGAGGCUCUCAUGAAGACUUUUAUAGAAAUCCUUCUGCUAUGCUUGCUAAGCAAUUGAAAUUGAAGCUUAUUGCUGAAGAAGGUUCUAAUGUUCCACGAGCAUAUAAAACCUUUAUUGUAUCGAUAUAUUCUGUUGCAACAUUUAGAACUCUUGAUGAAUAUUUACGUCCACGGCUAGCCUCAUCUCAACGUCUUAGCAUUUCAAGAUCUAAUAAUUCUAAAACUUUAAGUACAUCUUCAACAUCUGCUGUUACACCUGGUAAUGGAUCGAAUCAGUCGUCCUUAAAUAAAGAUAAAAGAAUGCAUAGAAUUAAAGAUCAAUCAUUUGUAAUAGAAAAACGAAAACGUAGUACAAGAACAGAUGUUCCAGAACAAAUAAAGGCCGAUUUACAGAUACAUAAGAUUAAAAAUUCCAAGACUGGUAUAUAUGAUGAUGAAAUGCUUGAGUAUAUUAAUGAUUUUCCUGGAUCUGAUUCUGCUGGUAUGUCUCAUCAGUUAUUUGAGAUUAUAGAUGUACCUGAAAGUAAUGAAAAAUCAGUUUAUGUGGAUAAUGAUAUACAAACUGAUACAGAAUCCUCUAAAAUUAGUAAAACAGAUACGAAGAUGAAGGGCAAGGAACACAUAGAGGCUUCUUUGGAGAAGAAUGAAUCAAAACCUUCUACUUCUACUGAUAAAAAGCAUAUGAGCUAUUCUUUGGCUUUGCAAACGAAAGAAGAUUGGUACAUUAGAUUUGAGAUGAAUGACGAAGCAAUUGAUCCUGAUUCUACAAUUUAUUCUGCUAUUCAUCGAUAUAAUAUACAGAAUGGUCGUGAAUCUUCUGAUAUAUGGUCUUUUAUCUAUCCAAUUAAGUUUAGAAAAGUACCGAAGUCAGGAGAUUAUGAAAAUUCUCGAGAAGAGUCUACAAAAACUACUGAUAUAAGAUUUGAAACGCAUGAUUUUUCUUCAUAUAAUGCUAAUACUGUUUUAAUACUUAAGCUUUUGCGUGUGCUAUAUCUUUUAAACAUUAAUAUUCGAAACAUUUUAGAUUUCAAUGCUUUUCCUAAUGUUGUAAAUAUGUCUCUUCCUUCGAGUAGUUUUGUUAAUCCAAAACUUACUGCAAAAAUAAACCGUCAAUUGGAAGAACCUUUAGUCGUUACUAGUUUGUGCUUCCCUUUAUGGGUUCAAGAAUUUCCUCGUUUAUUUUUAUUUUUAUUUCCAUUUGAAACUAGGUAUCUUUUCCUACAAUCAACGUCCUUUGGGUAUUUGAGGUCAAUUGCUAGAUGGCAAAAUAUUAAUGGAAAAGAUGAAUCUUAUCAAAAUUCAAGAGAUGAUUCUAGAUUGUUUUUGGGGAGAUUGCAACGUCAAAAAAUUCGAAUAUCUCGUGAUCAUAUUCUAGAAUCUACUAUAAAGAUAAUGGAUCUUUAUGGUUCUUCUUCAUUUUUGUUAGAAAUUGAGUAUUUUGAUGAAGUCGGUACUGGUUUAGGGCCUACUUUGGAAUUUUAUUCUACAGUAUCCCAUGAAUUUAUGAGAAAAAAUCUUGGUCUUUGGAGGAAUGUUGAUGAUUUCUCGGAAAAUGAAUUCGUAUCUUCUCCUAAUGGUCUUUUUCCUGCACCAUUAAGCACUGAUUCUACUUAUUUAGAUGAAAAAAGGAAAAAAUGUAAUCUCUUUAAAGUUUUGGGAAAAUUUAUUGCAAGAUCUAUGCUGGAUUCUAGAAUUGUGGAUAUUUUAAUUAAUCCUAUGUUUUUUCGAAUUGCAUUUGGAAUGAAUGAAGUUAAGUUAUCUAUAGAAUCUAUCGCAGAAAUUGAUAGGGAUUUGGCAAAUUCACUUUAUUUUUUAAUGCAGUUUGAUACUGCGAAAAAAAAAAUAUUAAAUAAAAAUAUUUGUGAUAAGGAAAUGGAGUUGCGUUUGAAAGAUAUUAGAGUACAUGAUGUAUCUGUUGAGGAUUUAUCAUUAAAUUUUACACUUCCUGGGUUUCCAGAUAUUCAUUUAGCAAAUAAUGGUUAUGAGAAAUUAGUAACUAUUCAUAACAUCGAUGAAUAUAUUGAUCUUAUAAUCGAUUUUACAAUUGGAAAGGGAGUAAAAGAACAGAUAAAUGCCUUUCGAGAUGGUUUCUCUUCUGUGCUUCCUUAUUCUUCUUUGUCUUUAUUUACUCCAGAGGAGCUUUCAAUUCUUUUUGGGCAAGAUAAAGAAGAUUGGUCAAUUGAAACACUUCUUGAUUCAAUAAAAGCUGAUCAUGGAUAUAAUAUAGAUAGUAGAUCAAUUCGAAAUUUCCUUGAUAUAUUAACUAACAUGAAUGAUAUGGAACGCCGUCAAUUUUUGCAAUUUAUAACAGGAAGUCCAAAACUACCUAUUGGAGGUUUUAAGAAUUUAAAUCCACCUCUUACUGUUGUCUGUAAAUCGCAUGAGCCACCUCUUACACCUAAUGAUUAUCUUCCAAGUGUUAUGGUUUGUGCCAAUUAUCUUAAAUUGCCUGAUUAUACAACAAAAAAAAUCAUGAAAACAAAACUGUUUUUAGCAAUCAAAGAAGGACAAGGUUCCUUUCAUUUGUCAUAAUAUUGGAUUGUAUAAAAUUAGUAAUAUUUGUUUUUAUUGUAUUAUU
Pneumocystis carinii B80 is the source of this 5054-nucleotide messenger RNA. RefSeq lists its product as hypothetical. Lineage: Eukaryota; Fungi; Ascomycota; Pneumocystomycetes; Pneumocystales; Pneumocystaceae. Gene Ontology annotation, molecular function: ubiquitin protein ligase activity. The record is from RefSeq and is a predicted model, not a curated record. Bases 47 to 5008 code for a protein of 1653 amino acids. Gene Ontology annotation, cellular component: nuclear speck. Gene Ontology annotation, biological process: protein polyubiquitination; proteasome-mediated ubiquitin-dependent protein catabolic process. The transcript is spliced from 15 exons.